This is a messenger RNA of Mya arenaria, 2017 nucleotides long. RefSeq lists its product as uncharacterized. NCBI's taxonomy places the organism in Eukaryota, Metazoa, Mollusca, Bivalvia, Myida, Myidae. The record is from RefSeq and is a predicted model, not a curated record. The transcript has 3 exons. The coding region runs from base 64 to 735 and encodes 223 amino acids. Gene Ontology annotation, molecular function: NAD+-protein-arginine ADP-ribosyltransferase activity; NAD+ poly-ADP-ribosyltransferase activity.
AAAAAGUAAUAUAUGCGUCUCUUAACAUAAAGACGUACAUCAAAACAUGCACAAAAAUCGACCAUGCAGGUUAAUAUUUUGUUUCAGGUUUUCGGGAUUAUCCUUUGCAGUUCUUGCUUAGUGAAAGGGGGUUUCUACGCUGAUAAAGUAAGAGACCUAUUUGAGAGACAUUUCACCAACAAAGAUAAUGAAUGUUGGGAAACGACAGGAGCAGAUAAAACCACGGAUGACAAGGGCAUGGCUAAAGCUCUGGUCAACGUGUACACACAAGAUUGUCUCGUCUACAAUCAUCAACAAGGACACACUUUUACAGUUGAUGCCUUCUGGAGCACUUCGUUACUUCGAGAGGAGGCUAACGAAUUUCUUACUAAAGAUUCUUUGUCUAUAUUUUUUGAAAUACAUACUACAUGUGGCGCAGAUAUUUCGUCUUAUUCAGAGUUUCAAACGGAAAAAGAAAUCUUAUUGCAAUCAAACCGUACGUUUUAUGUGACCGAAUAUGUUGCAGAUGAGGCGGGCAUAAAAACCAAGAAAGAAGGAGUUAAGGGUGAAUUCGAAUGGGAACCAAUGAAGGCGUUUGCAGUCGUGACAGGCAUUAUUCCAGCAAGUAGUUCCAAGUCAGGCUAUUGCGAUUGCUCUGAUGGCGCGCCAUCUUAUGGCACCAGCAGAUCUGCUGCUUCGAUGCCUACGAGCUUCCUUAGUGCCGUAAUUUUCGUUGCUUUUCGACUGGUUUAUUGAACGAAACAAAGUAACUUUGUACUUUUUAAGGUCAACAUUAAAGUAGUGAACACUUUUACGAUUUCGUGGAAAAAUCACAUAAUUAUAUACAUAAAUGCUAGUGCAUAUAUAUCUAGGUCCCAUAAAGCUUGUCGUGUUUCAUUACUGAUAUUUUAUCACAUCCGUAAAUAUACUGAUUACUUUAAGCCUUUAACUUAAAGUUUAAGAGUCAGCACUUUUGCUAACACUUGAUUUAAGUGUUUUCCUGUGAUGUAUGAAUCCGGUCGUUGAGUACCUAUAUACUUGUAGUACUUUAUACCUUAUGCUUUAUUAAGCUAAUGGUAGCACUUGUGGGGCCUCAAGUUUAAUUUUGUAAUAACUGCUGCGGCAAGUUUGAGGUAAUGGCGUUAAUAUUUAGGUUAAAACCCACGAAGACUCGUAUCCCAGUGAAAGUAAGUCACUAUAUCAAUUCUUACCGACCAGUCAAAGACGAUACUCGCAUCAUUUAUCGGCAAAGCUAUGUUUAUGCAUGUGUGGUCCUUGUGUGGAUGUUUAAAUGGCUGUGUCUCUAGUUCAGUGUCUUUAGGCCAUUUUCCUCAAAAUGGUUUAAAUGAAUUACUUGGAUUUUAUUUAAACCGGGGAUAUUCAGGCUAUAAUUUGAAGAGCUCAUGUUUUUGAAGAUGAAUUCCCGAAACAAAAUAUAGGGUUGAAUAUUGCAUCUUUCCAUAAUUUUGCUUUCAGUCCUUUGAUUUUCUGAAAGUUUUGCAAUUUCAUGUUAUUUUUAAAACAUUCUUUGGCUGAUUCGGAGUGUUUUGGCAUGUGACGUCAUUUUCUUCAAAUAUUUUACAUAGGUUAUCAUUUGGGAGAAAAGAUUAGCUAAUAUAUGUCGCUAUUAUUUUUAAUGAUGUUUUCUUUAUUUGUUCCCAGUUUUAGUACAAUGGUGCUUUAUAUUAUGAAACUCUAUGAUCACACAGUUUUAAACCUUUUAUUUUAUAUGGCAAACUGUGUGUGAUGCACAUAGUUUCAAAACAUGACUGCAUCGUAUCUUUGAAAAGUUUUUGCAUUAGGUGCUCUGAAUUGUAUUCCUCCCUCUGCAAAUGUAGUUGGGAUCUCUAAUCAUUGAAGUACUUGGGGUCUACCUAUAAGUUCAUCAUUAUUUGUUUUAUUAUUUAGUUUCCUCAAGUUAAUGCAUACUUUGAUAAGAUUUGCCUUUUACGUUUUUCUUUAUUUAGGAUUGUUGGGACAAAAGUGAUGUUUGUGCACAUAAACCCCCAGUAAAUUUAAUUUACAUUUUACUGACGGC